UCGACUCUCGCGCCUACUUCCUGCCUCCUGUCUACGUCAACCGCGUGCCCAUGACUAGACAGUCAGUUGCUGGUCAGGAGGUUCUCGUCCUUACAUCAGCACCUGGACAGGCUGGUCAGUCUAACCCAGUGCCGACGAGUUCAUCUUCUGCUCAUUCAUCCAUUCCUCAGCCUCCUCGCCUUCAGGACAGUGACGUCAGAGACGAUGCUGCUAUGCAACGGAUUUUUGUCUGUCUUCAGAAAAUGUGUGAAGAGAACAGCGAUGUCAUGGUUGGAAUGACUCAGCUUCAGUUCGGACAGUACCUGGGGGAACCUUGUUACGCUGCCGCCGCUACCCACCUACCCCGACCCUCCAACCUUCCUCCUUCUCUACCACACAACUGGAAACAGGGAGACUUUGAUGUGCUUCUGAUUCAUCGACAGUACGGACUGGUAGUCUGUGAGGUGAAGGCAUUUGGUGACAAUAUUCAAUCUGUAAACAUGUCGCAGCAGGAUAUAGACGAAAACAUCAGAAAGAAGCUGACGGAGGCCGUGUCACAGCUGGACAAGGCGGAGGCCAUGUUGUCUCACCUGGUGUCCGACAUCGCUCCCGGUCUGCCCGUCACUAAGGUCAUCGCCUUCCCCAACCUCACGGCUCGUCAACUACAACAGGCUAUCUCCGGUGACAACCUCCUCAUUCAGGACCUGUGUCGGUGUCUGGGGGCAGGUGAUCCCGCCGACAUCCCAGAGAAGCGGGAAGCCCGGUGUGAUGCCAGCUGCCAUCGACUAGACAACGAGAUAUUCUGUGGUCCGGCGACAACAGUGACUGUGCCAUGUACAAGUCCUCCACGUGUGAGUGUCAAGACCCUGGGUCAGGCCGUGUGGUGGACAGGACAGUGCUACACUGCUGUCAUCACACUCUUCCCAGAGCAACUUCACCUGCUGAACAUGGCGCCUCCCAGACUCUUUGUUGCCGGACCGCCCGGUACAGGUAAAACUGUGGUGCUGCUGAUGAUGGGUAUAAAAUGGCUGCGAUGUGGUCACCCCGUCUGCAUUGUCAGUACUUGUAAUGAGAGUCGUGCAGCGUGCAUCAUGCUGUAUCACCUGUUGCUGCAGACAGUAAAGACACAACAGUCAGCAGGUGUCUCACCCGGUCAGCCUCACCUCCUGCAGUAUGAGCUUUAUAGAGACGGGGAGGCGGAGAAGGUCGUCAACGACUUGUCACAGGCAGCAAGAGGAGGGUCGUUGUACGUCAUCGCUGAUGAAGUGACGUUAGGCUUCCACACUGUGUAUGACAAGCUGCUGACACAAGUUCCUCAUCUCCAUCUUUGGGCGGCAAGUUAUUACCAUGGAGACGCACCCGCCGGCUGGCGAGUGGAAUAUUUAACCAGACCCCUCCGCUCUCCACCGGCCGUCGUCAGGGAAGUCGAGCAGAACGAAUGGAUCACUAAGCACAAUGUUCUCCCGUACAGUGAGCGAGGUGUGCCCGACCACACAGACGGCCCGCCAGUCAGACGACUGUGUCACGGAGGUCAAGGUCACUCAGGUGACAAUUCAGUUGACUGUGUGACGUGCGGUCGUGACGUGGCCAGCUUCCUACACAGUCUCCGUGUUGGUGUUACAGAGAAUGUCACGACAACAGCCACGACCGCCACGUCCACCACCGGCACCACAACACAGCCCUGCCUACAGUGGAGAGACGUUCUGGUGGUGUACUGGACUGAUAUGACUGACGACUCGGGUAUGGUGAAUGGACUUAAAGAAGCGGGUAUCCCAGUGCGGGUGAUGAAUGACAAUGACAUCGAUGACGUGGCCACGGCCCGCAGUAACGUGGUGUGGGUGACGCAUGGAUUUCAUGUUAGUGGUCUGGAGAGAAAAGUCGUCGUGUGUCUGGAGGAUCAUGAUACAGACCGGUUCCACGGUAUGUCCCGGUGUACGUCACAACUUGUGAUUGUCUACGAUGACGACAAAACGAAGGAUAAGUGACGUCAUACACAUGUUGUUUGUGACACAGUUAUGUAUAUCUAUUUAUACACUCACGGCUUUCACUCGUUUAAAGAAGCAGUGAGGCGAAGUAACAAGUGUAGUUACGGGCUGCAGCAGGCAAAGUGACGAGCGAUGCAUCGCCCUGACCAGCUGCCACGUGGAUGUAAAGAGGAAGAGGACACGGACGCCGUCUAACAAAACAAACAAAACAAUGAUGACAGGAAUAGCAAAUGGAAGCGGAUUUAGAAAAUAUAACUAACCUCCCGACGACUGGAUGUGCAGUAAUAAAGAACGGUUAUACUGUUGUAAGGAUUUAAUUAUUCAAAGCAGUCAGGACCGUGUGCUUUUGUGUUUGAGUAUUUGUACCUUAAGUGUAACAUUAUUUAAACAUGUGCUAACAAUAAAAAAAGGUCAGAUAAUAAUGCA
Pomacea canaliculata is the source of this 2390-nucleotide messenger RNA. RefSeq lists its product as uncharacterized. Lineage: Eukaryota; Metazoa; Mollusca; Gastropoda; Architaenioglossa; Ampullariidae. The record is from RefSeq and is a predicted model, not a curated record. The coding region runs from base 51 to 1964 and encodes 637 amino acids. The transcript is spliced from 6 exons.